UUAUCCCGAUCCCACCCCUGUCCUUUCUCUCCCAGCCAUUCCCAACCCUCGGGAUCCGAUGGCUCCGGCCCUUCCCGGCCCUUCGGUGGCCCCGCUGGCCUUGGUGGCCUCGGUGGCCCCGGCGCUGCUGCUCCUGCUGCUCCUCUGCUCCCUCCGCCCCAGCUCCGGCCGGAGAUUUUCCACCCGGAGCGGGAAAGAAAGCCCGGGGAUGGUCCGAGGGGUGAGGAUGGUCCAGCCGGAAUCCGGCGCCGCGGGAGCAGCGCUUCCCAAAGGAACCCCCAUUCCCGGCGAGCCCCAGCAGCGGGCGGACGGAUCCGCGGAUCACCGGGAUAACCCCUCCCUGGGAGACCCCCGGCAUUCCCACCCGAAUUCCCACCCGCCCUCCGAGCCUCCCGCCAGGACUCCCGAGUUCCUGCGGCACCGGCAGCUCCCGGCGAUUCCCGGGAAUACCGAGGCGGAUCCCGCGCCGGGAGCCGAGGGACGGAUCUACGAGAGCAUCAGGGACAAAUCCCGGACGCCGGACGAGGCUCCGGGGGACGGAGCCCCCCGAUCCCGGCUGGAAGGCGGCGAUCCCGGCAUUCCCGAGCCGGAGGGGGCGGGAAGGGAGCGGAGCCCCGGAAUUCCCGUGUACGCCUGGGUGUGCAGGAUGCCCCGGCCGCGGCAAUCCCGGGAAAACCCCCGAGCCCCGGAGAGCCCCGGGGGGGAGGAGGAGGAGGAGGAGGAGGAGGAGCCGCCACCGCUCCCGGAGAGACACCUGGAUGUGGAAUAGGACGA
Molecule: messenger RNA, 774 nt
Organism: Pseudopipra pipra
Lineage: Eukaryota; Metazoa; Chordata; Aves; Passeriformes; Pipridae
Product: proline-rich proteoglycan 2-like
Exons: 4
Coding region: 59-769 (236 amino acids)
Source: RefSeq, a predicted model, not a curated record